Penaeus indicus is the source of this 465-nucleotide messenger RNA. RefSeq lists its product as uncharacterized. The transcript is spliced from 2 exons. Bases 1 to 465 code for a protein of 154 amino acids. Lineage: Eukaryota; Metazoa; Arthropoda; Malacostraca; Decapoda; Penaeidae. The record is from RefSeq and is a predicted model, not a curated record.
AUGUGGGGAGUCAGAGCUGGAGUCAGAGUCAGUCAGUCAGUCAGUCAGUCAGUCAGUCAGAAUCGGAGUCGGAGUCGGAGUCAGUUUGAGUCAGGGUCAGUCAGUCAGAAUCAGAGUCAGUCAGUCGGAGUCAGUUUGAGUCAGGGUCAGUCAGUCAGUCGGAGUCGGAGUCAGUCAGAGUCAGAAUCGGAGUCGGAGUCAGAGUCAGAGUCAGUCAAUCAGUCGGAGUCAGUCAGACUGCACCAAAUUCCCUUCGAGUCUGACUCCAACUCCACGACAUUGACUCGACAGUCCUGCUCUGCAUGUCUGUCCGCUAUAGCUAGUCAAUCCAGUGGACCGAAUUGGACAAAAUUUGGACCAGAGGCAGAGUCUUUGGUCCCACUGACCUCCGAGGCCACGAGGCUACGAAAGAGGAAGAAGCUGCGAGCCGGCCAGUAUAUGUACGAGCCGGCUGCAUGCAUUUAA